GAACGCAGCAGCAGGCUGACUGGCUCUGUGAAGAUGGCGGACUGCAUACGUGUUCCUCUGCUCCUGCUUUUGAUGUGCAUGUUGUCGUCUGUGCAUCCAAGUCGAGGACAAAACAACAUCGUCGCCAAACUUGUUGCUAAAGCUGAUAGCCCACAGAAUCCAGCCGGAGGUCCGGGACCGGCUGGGGUGAACCCAGCAGCGGCUGAGAGGAACCCGGGCGCUGGGGCCUCGCUGUCUCGGCGGCGCUCUACCGGUUGGAAGUUGGCUGAGGAGGCGGUGUGCAGGGAAGACCUGACCCGGCUUUGUCCCAAACAUUCCUGGAACAACAACCUGGCAGUGCUGGAGUGUCUCCAGGACAAGAAAGAGGAAACUGAGAUUGCUGCUGAAUGCAACCACCUGCUGUGGAACUACAAGCUGAACCUGACCACCGACCCAAAGUUUGAGUCUGUGGCUGUGGAGGUCUGCAAGACCACUAUCUCAGAGAUUAAAGAGUGUGCGGCGGAGGAGCUGGGGAAAGGCUACCUGGUGUCCUGCCUGGUAGAUCACCGUGGCAACAUCAGCGACUACCAGUGCAACCAGUACAUCACCAAGAUGACUAGCAUCGUCUUCAGUGACUACCGGCUGAUCUGUGGCUUCAUGGACAAGUGCCACGAUGACAUCAACACUCUGCGCUGCGGCAGCAUCAGCACUGGAGAAAAGGACAUCCACUCUCAGGGCGAGGUGAUCGCAUGUCUCGAGAGAGGUUUGGUGCGGGAGGCCGAGGAUCAGCUGGGGGCGCACGCCAUCAAGGAGGACUGCAAGAAGGCCAUCAUGAGAGUGGCCGAGCUGUCGUCGGACGACUUCCACCUGGAUCGCUACCUGUACUUCGCCUGCCGCGACGACCGGGAACGUUUCUGUGAAAAUACGCUGGCCGGAGAGGGACGAGUUUACAAAUGUCUCUUCAAUCACAAGUUUGAGGAAGCCAUGUCUGAGAGGUGCCGUGAGGCGUUGACCACCAGGCAGAAGCUCAUCAGUCAGGACUACAAGGUGAGCUACUCACUGGCCAAAGCCUGCAAGUCAGACCUGAGGAAAUACCGCUGCAGUGCCGACUCCAACAUGCCCCGGGCUCGAGAAGCUCGCUUGUCCUACCUGCUGCUGUGCCUGGAGUCUGCCGUGCACCGAGGGCGUGUGGUCAGCGGUGAGUGUCAGGGUGAGAUGAUGGAUUACCGGCGGAUGCUGAUGGAGGAUUUCUCUCUGAGUCCGGAGAUCGUGCUGCACUGCCGCAGUGAGAUCGAGGGUCACUGCUCCGGUCUGCACCGCAAAGGACGGACACUGCACUGCCUCAUGAGGGUCGGCCGAGGAGACAUGGGAGCCGUCGACUCCAACUGUCAGAGGGCCCUCCAGACUCUGAUGCAGGAAGCCGACCCCGGAGCCGACUACCGCAUCGACCGAGCGCUCAACGAGGCCUGCGAGUCCGUCAUCCAGACUGCCUGCAAACACAUCCGCAACGGAGACCCCAUGAUCCUGUCUUGUCUCAUGGAGCAUCUGUACACUGAGAAGAUGGUGGAGGACUGUGAGCACAGACUGCUGGAGCUGCAGUACUUCAUCGCCAGAGAUUGGAAGCUGGACCCCAUCCUGUAUAAGAAAUGCCAGGGCGAUGCUGCCCGCCUCUGCCACACUCACGGCUGGAACGAGACCAGUGAAAUGAUGCCGCCCGGCGCCGUAUUCUCCUGCCUGUACCGCCACGCUUACCGCUCGGUGGAGCAGGGACGGAGGCUCCCCGGUGGGGCGUCUGAAGCCGAAGACCACGAUGUGACUCUGUCCAGGGACUGUAAGGUCGAGGUGCAGAGAAUUCUCCACCAGAGAGCGCUGGACGUGAAGCUGGACCCGGAGCUCCAGAGGCGAUGUAUGACCGACCUGGGAAAGUGGUGCAGCGAGAAGACGGAGGCCGGACAGGAGCUGGAGUGUCUGCAGGACCACCUGGAGGAUCUCGUGUCUGAAUGCAGAGAAGUGGUGGGGAACCUGACGGAGCUGGAAUCAGAGGAUAUUCAGAUCGAGGCCCUGCUGAUGAGAGCCUGUGAACCCGUCAUCCAGACCCACUGCCAUGAGGUGGCUGAUAACCAGAUAGAUACCGGAGACCUGAUGGACUGUCUGGUUCAGAACAAACACCAGAAGGAGAUGAAUGAGAAGUGUGCUGUGGGAGUGACUCACUUCCAGCUGAUUCAGAUCAAAGAUUUCCGUUUCUCAUACAAGUUCAAGACAGCCUGCAAGGAGGACGUCCUCAAACUGUGUCCCAACAUCAAGAAAAAGGUGGAUGUCGUGAUCUGCCUCAGCACCACGGUGAGGAACGACACCCUGCAGGACGUCAAAGAGCAGCGCGUGUCCGUCAAGUGUCGCAAACAGCUGCGGGUGGAGGAGGUGGAGAUGUCCGAGGACAUCCGGCUGGACCCCGAACUCUACGACUCCUGUAAGCAGGACAUCAACAGACUGUGUCAGGCCGUGGCCUUCGGCAACGCUCAGGUCAUCGAGUGUCUGAAGGAGAACAAACGUCAGCUGACUCAGCGCUGUCACCAGAGGAUCUUCAAGCUGCAGGAGGUGGAGAUGGUGGAUCCUGAACUGGACUACCAGCUGAUGAGAGUCUGCAAGCACAUGAUCAGGAGGUUCUGCACCGAGUCGGAGGGAAAGAACGUCCUCCAGUGCCUGAAACAGAACAAGAACAGCGAGCUGAUGGAUCCUAAGUGCAAGCAGAUGAUCACCAAGAGGCAGAUCACCCAGAACACAGACUACAGGCUGAACCCGGUGCUGAGGAAGGCCUGUAAAGCCGACAUCCCAAAGUUCUGUCAGCCCAUCCUGACGAAGGCGUCGGCUGACAGCGAGCUGGAGGGUCAGGUCAUCUCCUGCCUCAAACUGAAGUACGCCGACCAGCGUUUGUCUCCAGACUGCGAGGACCAGAUUCGGGUCAUCCUGCAGGAGUCGGCUCUGGACUACAGGCUGGACCCUCAGCUGCAGAUCCACUGCACCCAAGAGAUCUCCAGGCUGUGUGCAGAGGAAGCAGCAGCUCAGGAGCAGACGGGGCAGGUGGAGGAAUGUCUGAAGGUGAACCUGCUGAAAAUCAAACAGGAAGGAUGCAAGAAGGAAGUGUUGAACGUGCUGAAGGAGAGUAAGGCAGACAUCUUUGUCGACCCUGUCCUGCACACAGCCUGCGCCCUGGACAUCAAACACCAGUGUGCCGCCAUCCCACCUGGCAAAGGGCGGCAGAUGUCGUGCCUGAUGGAGGCGCUGCAGGACAAGCGUGUUCGUCUGCAGCCAGAGUGCAAGAAGAGGCUGCAGGACCGCAUCGACAUGUGGAGCUACGCCGCCAAAGUGGCUCCCGCUGACGGUUUCUCAGACCUGGCCAUGCAGGUGAUGGCGUCACCAUCCAAGAACUACAUCCUGACUGUGAUUGGUGCAGGUGUGGCGCUGCUCUUUCUGAUCGGGCUGCUCUGCGGCAGGUUUACCAAACGCGUCACGCAGGAGCUGAAGGACAGGUAGACCCCGCCCACUCCGGGGUCAGGACGCACCCACAGGAGAAACGACCACGGCCCAAAAGAACCUCUAUCGCUCCUCACACACCUGAAGACUCCACCUGUCCACUUCCUCCCCGACUGAGCUCUCCUCACCUCACCUUAAUCAGUGACACACCUGCUGCUCGUCUACAUGAGCCCCGCCCACUCCCCAGGGGGCCACGCCCACCAUCGCCUCCUCCUCCUCCUCUUCCUCCUCUUCUUGGUCUUUUUUUCCUUCUCUUCCUGAGCUUUGAUGCAGAGCACCGAGUUUUCCUGCAGCUUCAUCUGCACUCUCCUGAUGUAGAUGCAGUAUUACUCCCCCUGUGCUGUGGGGUGGCGGGGGGAGGAGGGGGAGGAGGAUGGUGGGGGUGUGGAGUCAGAGGUGAAGGCGUGAGAGUGAGGGAGGAGAGUGAAAUCAUGUUUCCUGUAAAUGUGUAGAAAAAGGGAUGGGAUUUGCUCGUGUACAGAGCGGGUUGAUGACUCCAGUAUUUUAAUGACUGUAUGUGUGUGUGUGUGCGUGUGUGUGUCGAACGGUUUUUGGGGUUUGUUUGGCUCUCUCUCUCGCUCUCUCUCUCUUUGUUUUGCUGAUGUGUGUUAGUUAGGUUUUAUCGCCAUGGGACUGCCAGGCGGGCGGUGCCAAGCGGCCAGCCCUCCACCGAGCCACAGAUGAGAUACAGAGAGGGGCCAUCUUGUUCAGAGCUCUUCGUACAGCAGGAAUUAUUAGUUUUGUUUUUGAAAUGGCAGACCUGGCAGCCUCAGCUCUCCUCUAAUGCAGUCUGACUUUUUUGAUGUUUUGUCCCAGCCCUACCUGCGCCAUAAACGCACCACGUCCACCUGCUGCGCUCAGUUCAGCUGAUGUCAGCGUUCCAGCAGUGGGUUGAGACGUGUGUUUGCCAUCGCCGUCUGGAGACGCCGCGGCUGGUUUCCGCCGUGCCGCGACCCCAGUCUGGUCCUGGACUGGGGGGAGCAGACAGACUGGGAGAACUGGCUCUGUAUUUGUGCCAGUCAUGAACUCGCAGAGCGGCUGCUGGUUGGUGCGGACAAGCUGAGAAUAAUGCAGAAUGAGGAAGUGAAAAGAUUCUGGAUGAUGAUGGAGAUGUGAACAUUUGAGUAAAGAUGAUACUGGAAUCAUUGCACAUUUUUGGUUCUUUUUAUAUCUAUAAAUAUAUAUAUAUUGUUUUGUCAUAGCCUUAUUUAUUUGUUUACUAAUGGUCAAAGUCUUUCAGUUCUCUUUUUCUAUGAUUUGAAUGUUCUCUGGCUGCCUUUUCCAGCAAGUGUCCCUCCUCUGGGGACAGGGACAGAGGGAGGACGUGUGUCCUCCUUCCUGUGUGGCAGUGGACAAAGAACCGGAGCCACUCGCUCGUGAUGCUUUGUUCCAGACCAGACAGGUGAAAGAGUUCAGUGAUGAGUCGCUGCAUCCAUCAAGACCUGCGGUCCAGCAAGUCCAGGAAGCGGUUUCAGAUUGGCCUGCUGUGAAAGCUCCUGGAUUAUUUGAAUCCUCUUCCUGUUGCAUCUCAGUUUCCUAGAGCCCAACAGUCAACUUUGGUGCAGGACAGACAAAAGCAGUAGACGUUUGAUGAAGUCGAUCUGCACAUUUUAUUGGUAACUUUUGAUUGGUGUGUCGGUUAAUUGAUGACAGAACAUCUGUGGGCAGACAGUCGUUGGACAGACGGUCUGUGGUUGGUCGUGACGGCUGGUGUGAAGGCCGGGUGAACAGGACACGAGGGUGGACAGCAGCUCAAACAGAAGUGUGAGGUGCUGUGUGACCUGCUGGGCUGACGUCAGCAGAACCUGUCCUGUCCCCGAGUCGACCGUUGGCCCACGUGAGUUCAUGUUUGCAGCUCAGUCUGGAAUGGGGGCCUCAAAGGCAGUGAUGGAUGUCAGUGACCUCUGAUCUCAGCACAGGAAAUGCACAAAAAACCACGAGACAAACCAGAAACACGCCACUCAAACCAAGGAAAAGUUUGACUCAAGUCACUCAGAGGUCCCUUUGCGGGCUUUCGCGGCACCGGGGCUUCGUCUCGCAGUCUGCUGGGGACGGCGGCGGUCGAGGUGUCCGUGUAACGGCGUGUCUCGGUGUGUUGGCCUGUGGCAGCUCAGUCCCGUGUACAUGUGUAGUAUACUGCUGACGUGCCGUGCAGUUAGCCCGUACUCUUCAUGUCUAACUGUUGAAGCUUGCUGUGCUGCACUCCUGCUUGUAAAUGAGACGUCCUCAUUUGUUGAACUGCCUUCACUUGUUUUCCAUCUGCCGUCAGUUUUCUCAAAGCGUGCCUGCUCACCGUCCCGCCGAGGGACCGGCUGUACAGAACAUCCCAGGACCCCCUGCAGCACCCGACAGAGGAGUGUGUGGGCGUGUCCAGGUGUGUGUGAGAGCGUGAGUGCUGCCCACAGACUUUGUGUCCACAGGAUGCUGUGAUCUCCGGUCAUUUCCUUGCUGUUCUUGUUGUCCCGAGCUUUGAUAACUCGAACAUUUUAAGUCUGUGAUGAUAAAAAAACGAUAUUUUGUUUCUGAAUCCACGGAGCUCCUCAUCAUCUGAUUUAUUUUUCCCUGUCAACUUUUCUUUUUGGUUUUCUUUGUUGAUCUGUACAGAUGGAAAUUGGACAAUUUGUUAAUAAUAAUAAAGUCUGCAAGGUUUCUA
Molecule: messenger RNA, 6163 nt
Organism: Scatophagus argus
Lineage: Eukaryota; Metazoa; Chordata; Actinopteri; Scatophagidae
Gene: glg1a
Product: golgi glycoprotein 1a
Exons: 26
Coding region: 34-3510 (1158 amino acids)
Cellular component (GO): Golgi membrane
Molecular function (GO): fibroblast growth factor binding
Source: RefSeq, a predicted model, not a curated record